Molecule: messenger RNA, 4404 nt
Organism: Gorilla gorilla gorilla (western lowland gorilla)
Lineage: Eukaryota; Metazoa; Chordata; Mammalia; Primates; Hominidae
Gene: TAB2
Product: TGF-beta activated kinase 1 (MAP3K7) binding protein 2
Exons: 9
Coding region: 422-2503 (693 amino acids)
Biological process (GO): positive regulation of protein kinase activity; positive regulation of canonical NF-kappaB signal transduction
Molecular function (GO): K63-linked polyubiquitin modification-dependent protein binding; ubiquitin binding
Source: RefSeq, a predicted model, not a curated record
GCGGCCGUGGUGGCGGAGGCGACGGUGGAGACGGCUGCCCUAGUGGGAGAGGCGGCGGCGGCGGCCGAGGAGGAGGAGGGGGAAGCGGCGGCGGCAAAGGGCUCCAGACCCAGUUCCUGGACCUGCCCUGGAAAAGAAGUAUCCCGUAGAGAUGAGCUCACUGCAGUUACUUAAUUAACAAUUUGUAAGCUGCAGAAAUGGCAAUGGGCCAACCAAGAACAGCUACAAUUUGAAUUUUUCUAUUUCCAGUAGCUACUUUAUCAUCACCAUUUUAUAGAUGAGGAAACUGAGGCACAGAGAAAUUAAAUGAUUUGCCCAAGAAGUUACUGCAAAAAAUGCUUGGACAGAAGAGAUGAGUACUAUUUCCACUAAGGCCUAGAAUUGCCUACUGUACAAAUAGUCCUGAUCAGGCAAUAUACGAAUGGCCCAAGGAAGCCACCAAAUUGAUUUUCAGGUUUUACAUGACCUGCGACAAAAAUUCCCUGAAGUACCUGAAGUUGUUGUAUCCAGGUGCAUGUUACAGAAUAAUAAUAACCUGGAUGCCUGCUGUGCUGUUCUCUCUCAGGAGAGUACAAGAUAUCUUUAUGGUGAAGGAGACUUGAAUUUUUCAGAUGAUUCUGGAAUUUCUGGUCUACGCAAUCACAUGACUUCUCUCAACUUGGACUUGCAAUCACAGAACAUUUACCACCAUGGAAGAGAAGGAAGUAGGAUGAAUGGAAGUAGGACUCUAACGCACAGCAUUAGUGAUGGACAACUUCAAGGUGGCCAGUCCAAUAGUGAACUAUUUCAGCAGGAGCCACAGACAGCACCAGCUCAAGUUCCUCAAGGCUUUAAUGUUUUUGGAAUGUCCAGUUCUUCUGGUGCUUCAAAUUCAGCACCACAUCUUGGAUUUCACUUAGGCAGCAAAGGAACAUCUAGCCUUUCUCAACAAACUCCCAGAUUUAAUCCCAUUAUGGUAACUUUAGCCCCAAAUAUCCAGACUGGUCGUAAUACUCCUACAUCUUUGCACAUACAUGGUGUACCUCCACCUGUACUUAACAGUCCACAGGGAAAUUCUAUCUAUAUUAGGCCUUACAUUACAACUCCUGGUGGUACAACUCGACAGACACAACAGCAUUCUGGCUGGGUAUCUCAGUUUAAUCCCAUGAACCCUCAGCAAGUUUAUCAGCCUUCACAGCCUGGUCCCUGGACUACUUGUCCUGCAUCUAAUCCUCUGUCACAUACCUCAUCUCAACAGCCAAAUCAGCAAGGCCACCAGACCUCUCAUGUCUACAUGCCAAUCAGUUCACCUACUACUUCACAACCACCAACCAUUCAUUCAUCUGGUAGCUCACAGUCUUCUGCCCAUAGCCAAUAUAACAUUCAGAAUAUUUCAACAGGACCUCGAAAAAACCAGAUUGAAAUCAAACUUGAACCCCCACAAAGAAAUAAUUCUUCAAAACUGCGUUCUUCUGGACCUCGAACCUCCAGCACUUCCUCUUCAGUCAAUAGCCAGACCUUAAACAGAAAUCAGCCCACUGUUUACAUAGCUGCCAGCCCGCCAAAUACGGAUGAGCUGAUGUCCCGUAGUCAACCUAAGGUCUAUAUUUCAGCGAAUGCUGCCACAGGAGAUGAACAGGUCAUGCGGAAUCAGCCCACACUCUUCAUAUCCACAAACUCUGGAGCAUCUGCUGCCUCCAGGAACAUGUCUGGGCAAGUGAGCAUGGGUCCUGCCUUUAUUCAUCACCAUCCUCCCAAAAGUCGAGCAAUAGGCAAUAACUCUGCAACCUCUCCUCGAGUGGUAGUCACUCAGCCCAAUACGAAAUACACUUUCAAAAUUACAGUUUCUCCCAAUAAGCCCCCUGCAGUUUCACCAGGGGUGGUGUCCCCUACCUUUGAACUUACAAAUCUUCUUAAUCAUCCUGAUCAUUAUGUAGAAACUGAGAAUAUUCAGCACCUCACGGACCCUACGUUAGCACAUGUGGAUAGAAUAAGUGAAACACGGAAACUGAGUAUGGGAUCUGAUGAUGCUGCCUACACACAAGCUCUUUUGGUACACCAGAAGGCCAGAAUGGAACGACUUCAAAGAGAACUUGAGAUUCAAAAGAAGAAGCUGGAUAAAUUAAAAUCUGAGGUUAAUGAAAUGGAAAAUAAUCUAACUCGAAGACGCCUGAAAAGAUCAAAUUCUAUAUCCCAGAUACCUUCCCUUGAAGAAAUGCAGCAGCUGAGAAGUUGUAAUAGACAACUCCAGAUUGACAUUGACUGCUUAACCAAAGAAAUUGAUCUUUUUCAAGCCCGAGGACCACAUUUUAACCCCAGCGCUAUUCAUAACUUUUAUGACAAUAUUGGAUUUGUAGGUCCUGUGCCACCAAAACCCAAAGAUCAAAGGUCCAUCAUCAAAACACCAAAGACUCAAGACACAGAAGAUGAUGAGGGAGCUCAGUGGAAUUGUACUGCCUGUACUUUUUUGAACCAUCCAGCCUUAAUUCGCUGUGAACAGUGUGAGAUGCCAAGGCAUUUCUGAGCCAAAUGGCCCUGUAUCUUCUCUAAAACCACAUCUAAAGUUCAAGAAACUAGUCUGUCAUCGGGAAAAAGUUUCACUGCUACAUAGGAUUUUGUCAAAUUGAAGGUGUGACAAGAUGGUGUUGUGCUAAUGUUAAAUGUCAGCCCACAGAGCUAAUAAUACCUCAGUAUAAUGUCAUGAGCAGUUGAAAUUCAUCACAUGAAAAGUAAUCUGCUGAAAGACGUGGUUGCCCACUGCCUAACUGUGUACAGUGUUACCAGUGUCCCAUUAUGGAUAAUUCUCAAUAUGUUAACACCUAGGUGUUCCCAAUACCUUUUUCCCCUCAUGUCACUACUGAAUUUUGACAGGAGGAAGGAAUAGAAUGAUAGCUUGUUUUAUUUGUAAAGCUUUCAGUGAAACACUACAUACACGAAGAAAAGGAACAAGGUUUAACUAUUUAAGAACUGUUUGCUGCCGCAUAGUGCCAUUGGAUAGGGGAAGAACUUCAGAAAUCUGUGGUACUCUUGGCCUUGUCUUUGUCUUCCCUGAACAUGUCUCCACUCUGUGAAGCCAGCAUCUAGGGGCUAAAGAUGCAAAGGAAAGCAGCAUGCAUUGUCUGUACAAAAGUGCAGUGAAAUACCCCAAAGCUUUUCCUACUGUACAGAUCUCUCGAGUCUGCUUUAAGUGAUUUCUUUUCUUCUUGAUUAUUUUCUUAUAUUUCUAUAUGUAUAGUGUAAUAGCCUUUUGUUAACUAAUUUUCUUUUUUUCCUUUUAGUAAUUAAGCACGAUCAUGUCCCUUUUUAAGCCUUACCUGAGAGGAACAAUGCCUUAAAAUAAAAAAGCAUUAAUGAGAUGAAACUAUGCACAGAAUAACUUUCCUCUACUUAUUCUGUACUUUGCCCUCAUGAGUUCCAAUGUUGUGUGAAGACAGGCAGAUGCUGCACAGUGAAUUGCAGAUGAUAUUACAGAAGUGAUGUCUGUAGGUCACAUUAAAUACUGACUUGAGCAGUGGGUGACACAACACAGUGUUUGUCUUCCACAGGGAAGCUUAAAACAAAAGAUAUUUUUAACCCACUGACAGAACAAGGUUAAGCUUCAUCUGCUUGGUGUCCCACAGAACUUGCACAAGCGAUUGUUAUUGGGAAAGUACAGUCUCAAAACCAGCAACAGCAGCAGUACCUACAGCCCUUUUUUUGGAGAGAAGUUUAAAUGCUUUACUGUUGGGGCAGUCUAUUUCUAAUCCUGACUUGGUGACAGUAUCACGUGUAUUUAUAAAACAAGGCUAGCCAUAUUUAGGACAACUGAAGAAAAGCUGGAAAAAAAGAAAAACAAGCAAACUUGAACACUGAAGCAACCUCAAGCAUCUCUUUAUUUUGAUGAUAUAUUUUUGUAAGGAAAAUAAAUAUUCAGAUGAUCAGGAAUGUAUAUAACUAAAUGAAAUCAAGAAAAAGAAAUAACAGUAUGCAUUUAAAAAGACAAUUAUGAAAUUAUAUGAGUGCUUAGAAUGGGGCUAAGGGAAGUGCUGAAAUAGAGCAAAGGAUGGAAGAUAAUAUAGACUACCAUCCACUGUAAAUGUUUGCAAGUGGCUGUGUUUUAAAUGGGAUUAUUACAGUUGAUCUCUAUGAAUGUCAGAGCCUUAACUUUCAGGCUUUGCAUUUUGUAUAUGGGAAGAAAUAUGACAAUCCUAGGUAAUUAAACCAUAGACCCAAAGCCCUUACGUUUGAUGCAAUUUAUUUUUAAAAUAGGCCUUGUUUUUCAGCUUCAUCUGCAGUUCUAUGUGAAGAUUGAUAAAUCAGUUUUUACUUGUUUUAUUAAUAAAACGUAAUUUGGAUAUCUUGAGUUGAUGGUUUUGUGAUUUAGCUGGGUAAACUAUCUUUGUAACAGAUAAGUUAUUUAUAAAAAUUAAAAAACUUAUAUUCUAA